Messenger RNA from Microtus oregoni (creeping vole), 2409 nucleotides. RefSeq names its product ubiquitin interaction motif containing 1 (gene Uimc1). The transcript has 15 exons. Gene Ontology annotation, biological process: double-strand break repair; positive regulation of DNA repair. Gene Ontology annotation, molecular function: DNA binding; K63-linked polyubiquitin modification-dependent protein binding; histone binding. The record is from RefSeq and is a predicted model, not a curated record. Gene Ontology annotation, cellular component: BRCA1-A complex. Lineage: Eukaryota; Metazoa; Chordata; Mammalia; Rodentia; Cricetidae. Bases 146 to 2329 code for a protein of 727 amino acids.
GCGCAAUUUGUUUUGAUACCGGUGGAACUUUGCAGUGAGUGCGGUGACCUGGAGGAAAAACCGUGGAUGGUGAUUACUACGCCAAGGCGUCUUCGUUCCAGGCAGUUCUUAGCUCAGGGCUCUCAUCUUUGCUCACGGCAAAAGGAUGCCACGAAGAAAGAAAAAAAUUAAAGAAGCCUCUGAAAGCCAUAACUCAGAGAAGAAGGAUCGAGAAACCACCAGUCCCGUCAGUAUAAAGAAGAAGCGUAGACUUGAGGACUUAUUCAUAGUGAUAUCUGAUAGUGAUGGAGAGGAAGCAAAAGAGGAGAAUGGAUUGCAGAAAAUGAAGACAAAACAGUCGAACAGAUCAAAAUGUUUGGCUAAAAGAAAAAUUGCACAGAUGUCAGAAGAAGAACAAUUUGCUUUGGCUCUCAGAAUGAGUGAGCAGGAAGCUAGGGAGGUGAAUAGCCAGGAGGAGAAAGAAGAGGAGCUCUUGAGGAAAGCCAUUGCUGAAAGCCUGAAUAGUUGCUGGUCUUCUGAUGCUUCUGCUACCAGUUCUCAACCUUUGGCUAUUGGAUCAUCUUCACAUUCCCAUCAAGAGAACACCAAAGAUUCUGGAACCACUGAAGGCAUAUCGCAGCUGGUACCUCCAUCACUGUUUAAAGACUCACAUAUCAGUCAGGGAAACGAGGCUGAGGAAAGAAAAGAGCCCUGGGACCACAAUGAAAACACUGAAGAGGAGCCGGUCUCUGGCAGCUCAGGAAGCUGGGACCAGUCAAGCCAGCCAGUGUUUGAGAAUGAGAGCAUUAAAAGUUUUGACAGAUGUACUGGCCACUUGGCUGAGCACACAAAGUGUGGGAAGCCACAGGAAAGUACUGGGAGUGGUUACGCUUUUCUCAAAGCUGUCCAGGGUAAGGGGGACACAUCUAGGCAAUGUCUUCCUACCCCAACAGACUCCAAAGGUCUCCAGGACAAUGGGGGCACUGUGCACUACUACUGGGGUAUUCCAUUCUGCCCUGCUGGAGUAGAUCCUAACGAAUAUACCAGUGUCAUUCUCUGCCAGUUGGAGGUUUAUCAGAAGAGCCUGAAAAUGGCUCAGAGGCAGCUUUUUAAAAAAAGAGGGUUUGGGGAACCAGUGUUACCUAGACCUCCUUUUCUGAUCCAGAAUGAAUGUGGCCAAGAAGAUGAGACUAGUGAAAAAAAUGAAGGCAUCUCAGAAGAUAUGGGAGAUGAAGCCAAAGAGGAAAGGCAGGAAUCUAGGGCAUCUGUCUGGAACUCAGAAACCAAGGAUUUUCAAAAAAGUUCAAUUAAAAGCUUGAAACAGGAACUUUUGUUGGAGGAAGAACCAACAACCAGUCAUGGUCAGUCUUCCCAAGGUCUAUUUGUUGAAGAAACUUCAGAAGAAGUUCUGAAGAGUUCUGAAGAAGGAAAUUGUGUGCCUGUCUCACAAAGCAUUGCAGCUUUGGCCAAUAAGAGAAGCUUAGUCCUUAUGCCAGAGUCUUCUACAGAAGAAAUUACUGUUUGUCCUGAGACACAGUUAAGUUCCCCUGAGCCCCUUGACCUCAAUAGAGAAGACUCUCCAGAUUGCAGCGAGGUUCCCAUUGAAGUAAGAAGGACAGUGAGUGAUAAGCAGGUUGGUGAUAGAGAAAAUGGUGAGAAAGCAAUUCCCACUCCUACAUUCUCGUCUAGUACCCGGGUGUCCUGUCCACUGUGUGACCAAGACUUUCCUCCCACAAAGAUUGAACAACAUGCCAUGUACUGCAAUGGUCCGAUGGAGCAGGAAACAGUGUUGACUCGGAAUCGGAGAGAGGCCAGGAACAAAAGUGACAGUAAGACAUCUACCCGGACUUCCCUGGACAUCAACAAGAAGGAGAAGUGUUAUCUAUGUAAGUCCCUGGUCCCACUUGGAGAGUAUGAGUGUCAUGUAGAGGCCUGUCUCCAGCAUGCAAAAGGAGAUAGAGGAGAUGGAACUGAAGUGGGUAAGAGAACCAGAGUGUGUGCAACUGUGGAAGGCAAACAGCAGCAACGGCUGAGGAAGCCAAAGGACAAAGACCACAGUGAAGGCCGACUGCUCAGUCUCUUGGAACAGUCUGAGCACAAGACCAUAGGUGUAGAGAAAAAAACCAAGUCUUCAGAAGCAAGAACCUUCAAGAUACCUUCAUCAGAGGUGGAAGAGGCUAGCUGCAGCAGAGAGAUGCAGAGUUCCCUCUCACAGCUCAACUUAAAUGAGUCUCCCAUCAAGUCUUUUGUUCCUGUUUCAGAAGCCAUAAAUUGCUUAGUGGACUUUAAAGACCAGUUUACUUUUCGGUCACGGACCAAAUCAGGCAGAGGAAGGAGGAGAAAAUCUUGAAUUUCUUGGGACUGGAGGUUGACCGGAAUUAUUAUUGUUGGGUUGGUCAUGUUCAUUAAUUAUAGUGGUUCCUAGUUUGU